AUGAGUUCCUCAAAGGUACAGAGUUGGAAAUUUAGGCAGGAAGAAAGUCUUGUUUAUAAAACUGAAGGAGUGGCAGAUGCAAUCACUGGUGAUAACAUAGCCAACACUCCUUAUAAAGAUGAAAAUUUUAAGUGGAUGAUUGAAAGAGACUAUCACUAUACAAUGUUCGUGGAUGAUUUGCCAAGUGCAUAUGUGACAACUGAAAACAAAACUAAAGUUGUUAAAUAUACUAAUGGAAUUCCACUCGGACUCUACGAUCCAUUUAAUGAGAGACAUUUCGUUUACAAUCAUCUAAAAACGACCAUCUUAGUACACGAGUCAAGAGAAAUAGAGGACUCAUACAAAAUUGUUGGUUUUAACAUCGAACCAAUUUCACUUUAUGAAAAAGUUAAUGAAGGGGAAAGACAUAUCUGCUAGUCAAAUUUCAGAUAAGAACUCAAAAGAGAUGAUGAAAUACCAAAAGUAAUGAUGAGUGGAUAUCAAGAUGGGAUCAUUAUCUUCAUCUUUUUGGCUGGAGUCAUUGCCUAUUUUAUGAGAAGGGCUUUAAAGCGAGACAUAAUCAUUUAUGAAAUGAUCAAGUAAAGAUAAUAAGAUAGACUGAGAAAAUUAAAGAAAAAAGUCAAUAAAUAAAAGCCAUAGCAAUUUCAAAGUGUACCAUAAGAAGAUACUGAAUAGCCAAAGAGUAAUAACUAGCAACUUUAAGAAAAAUCAGAUGAUGAAAAGCCAGAGGAAGAUUUUGUUCUAGAUGAAAUCGCGUGGAAAAAGGUUAAAGGCGAAGUGUUUAAAAGACCUAGGUGUUAUUUACUAUUUUCAAUUUUAGUUGGCACUGGCUUACAGAUAUUUGCCAUGGUGUUUUUCUUUAUGAUAUUCGUUGUGGUUGGUAUUGUAUCCCCAAAACAUAGAGGAACGUUGUUAUCAACUCUAUUUUUCUUCUUUAUCGUAUUAAGCAAUAUCAGUGGAUAUUAUUCAGCGAGAUUUUAUAAAAUGUUCUAGGGAGUAAAUUGGCUUUUAUGCACAAUGUUGACAUCAUUACUAUUUCCAAGUUUAGUCUUUACGAUUUGUUUAAUGAUGAAUCUAGCUAAUUGGUUUGAAGGAUCAUCUGCAACUGUAACUUUCUAGACAAUGAUAGUAGUAUUAUUAAUGUAUUGCUUACUCUCUAUUCCAAAUGUUUGGCUUGGCUCAUUUAUUGGUUUCAAAAAACCAACUAUUAAAAAUCCUGGAAAAAUCAAUAAACUUAGCAGAGACAUACCUCAAUAGCCAUUAUUCCUAAGAAUGAAAAUACUUAUCCCAUUAGGUGGAGCUUUCCCAUUCAUGUCCUAUUUUUACUACAUGUUUGGCUUCUUAUUCCUUAUCUUAAUCAUUUUAAUUAUAACUUCAGCUGAGGUUUCAAUAGUUCAAACAUAUCUCUAACUAUGCGCGUAAGAUCAAACUAAUUUAAAUAAUCUUUUAGAGAAAAUUAUUAAUGGUGGUGGCGUAGUUUUUACAUUAGUGGAAGUAGCGGGAUAUAUCUCUAUCUCUUCUCAAUUUACUACUUCUUUGUAUAUACAGAUAUUACUCGGUUUUCAAGCUCGGUGA
This is a messenger RNA of Stylonychia lemnae, 1575 nucleotides long. The record is from the annotation of a GenBank genome assembly. NCBI's taxonomy places the organism in Eukaryota, Ciliophora, Spirotrichea, Sporadotrichida, Oxytrichidae.